Messenger RNA from Pecten maximus, 777 nucleotides. RefSeq lists its product as uncharacterized. The transcript has a single exon. Bases 1 to 777 code for a protein of 258 amino acids. Lineage: Eukaryota; Metazoa; Mollusca; Bivalvia; Pectinida; Pectinidae. The record is from RefSeq and is a predicted model, not a curated record.
AUGAUAUCAGAUGUAGAACUGACAACCAAAGUAUGCAAGAACCUGAGGUCAGCUAUCAACGAUGAUAUAACUGUGGACAAACUUGUAGAGUGCGAAGUAAGUAAAGGAUUUCUGUGUGGACCAUACAAACAACUGCCUUUUCACUCUUGUAGAGUCAGUCCCAUCGGUGUCUCCUAUGGGAAGUAUUCGGGGAAACCCAGGCUCAUAGUAGACCUUUCGUCACCUCAUCAGGAUGAACAACACCCUAGUGUCAAUGGCUUAAUUAGCAAAGAAGAAUGUUCCCUAUCAUAUGUACGUAUUGAUGACGCAAUCAAUCUUAUUCAACAACUAGGCAAUGAUACUACAAUGUGUAAAACGGAUAUAUCGGACGCAUUUAAGUUAAUGCCUAUACAUCCAUCACAGUGGCACUUGUACUGUAUAGGUUGGAAAGGCAGCUUCUACUACUAUACUAAGCUAGCUUUUGGGUGUCGGUCCAGCCCCAAGAUCUUUGACAAUCUUUCAACAGCCAUAUGCUGGAUUGCUAAAAACAUUUAUGGCAUCAACCAUAUUUUACAUCUGCUGGAUGAUUUCAUCACAUUUGAAGAACCGGGAAAAUGUGGUGACAGAAAUAUGUCUAUGUUGUAUGUCAUCUUCAAUAGCCUAAAUAUACCGAUGGCUCUACAUAAGACUUGCGGACCAAACACAGUGAUGGAGUACCUCGGUAUCAUUCUGGACUCUCAUAAAAUGGAAGCUAGACUGCCGAUAGAUAAACUUCAGCGAGAUACAGAGAUACUCUGA